UUUUGCUCGGUCCUUGCAGUGAGAGAGCAAAAUAAUUAGUUUAUGUUGUACAAACUUUAGGUUUAUUUUGUUGCAAAAUUCUUCUGAAGCUCGUCAUGUUUGUUGUCCUCGUUUGUUUCUUACCUUUCGAAUGUUGACAAUUUUGGCUCAGUGUAUCAAAAUAUCGUGUCUUCCAUGUGUUUUUUCAUGCAGUGGAACAGUUUUGUGUUAGUUUUCAGAAUCUUUUACCAAAAUGGGUGCAAAACAGAGUACGAACAACAACAAUGCACGAGAUCAGCCUGGUUCCAGUGGAUCCCAAAUGGCUAGUACGUCUGGCACAAGUGGCUUGGGGGUUUUAAAUCUUCGUCAAAGGGACGGCGGUAGUAGCUCAAGUAGCGGAUCCGAAUCUCGUCAGAGAGCACGGAGUUUAUCAAACGUCUUAAAUGGACAUUCUGGACAGCCUAUAAGUAUAUCUCCUCAUCAUGGUGCAUUUGAAAUAUCGGGAUCCCCCGAAUCUGACAGGAGCGUACCAGUGGAAAUACCAAUUAGUCGUGUGUAUGCCGCCCAUUCUUUACCUGUGCAGUUGGUUUCAUUUCAUGGAAUCAAGUGCCCUGUUUGUUCAAAAUUUGUACCACCUGAUGACGUGGAGUGCCAUUUAGUUAUGUGUCUUACAAAGCCAAGAAUAAUUUAUAAUGAAGAUGUUUUAAUAGAAGACAAAGGUGAAUGUGUGAUUUGUUUAGAAGAGCUAACUCAGGGCGAUACUAUAGCCAGAUUACCUUGCCUCUGUAUAUAUCACAAGGUUUGUAUUGAUGCCUGGUUCAAAGUUAAUCGCUCUUGUCCCGAGCAUCCUCUGGACUGAGACUUUCAGAGACUUAUAGAUACAUCUGUGAUUAAUGGCUGUAUAUUGUGUGUAGAUUAUGAAGUUUUCUUUCGUUUGCCAUUAUAUGCUAUUUUUGACUGAAACAGAACAACUUGUUGUAUGUUAUGAGAUACAGACUAUAUAUGGAAUAUAUUAACAUUUUGUAGCGCCUUUAAUCAAGUGCUUAUCUUUUGUAAAGCACUUGCAUUUCCAAAUCAGCAGUCGGUGCUGUUUCAUCUGAAAAUAAGCAAGAAGGGGAAAAAGUGCGAAGUUUUUAGAGCGUCAAUAAAAUAAAGUUUGUAUUAAGAAAACAUUAAAAUUGAAAAUUUACUACAAGUGUAUCAUUGAUGUUCCCUGAAGACUAAUCAAUUAUCUUGAUAUAAGUUUACUUGAUAUUUUUUAUCCAUGCUUCACUGCAUCAGUCUGAUAUGGCCUUAAACAUCUCUAUAAAAACCUGUUAUUGUCAUCAAAUUAAAAAACUUAGCAAAAAAGGGAUUUGAUCUUUUUUUUCUUCUUUACUUGCAGUUUAAAGCUGUAAUUUCCAGAAACAAAUUUUUGUAUUCAUCAUUGUAAAUUUUGUGCUUAGUAAAGUGUUCUAUUGA
Uloborus diversus is the source of this 1440-nucleotide messenger RNA. Its product is annotated as E3 ubiquitin-protein ligase znrf2-like. Lineage: Eukaryota; Metazoa; Arthropoda; Arachnida; Araneae; Uloboridae. The coding region runs from base 233 to 838 and encodes 201 amino acids. The transcript is spliced from 4 exons. The record is from RefSeq and is a predicted model, not a curated record.